Molecule: messenger RNA, 3052 nt
Organism: Nematolebias whitei (Rio pearlfish)
Lineage: Eukaryota; Metazoa; Chordata; Actinopteri; Cyprinodontiformes; Rivulidae
Gene: dse
Product: dermatan sulfate epimerase
Exons: 5
Coding region: 15-2885 (956 amino acids)
Molecular function (GO): chondroitin-glucuronate 5-epimerase activity
Source: RefSeq, a predicted model, not a curated record
CUUCUGAUGAGACAAUGAGGACCCACACUCGUGGGGCCCCCACAGUCUUCUUCAUAAGUUUUCUGUGGACCCUGCUCACUCCAGCAUCAGCAGCAGGACCAGACCCCAGUGGAGGAAUCCCCUUCAUGGGAGGUAACUAUGACAGUCACCCAAUGCUGUACUUUGGCCGGGAAGACGUAGAGGAGCUGCAGUAUGCCGCGGCAGGGACCCACCAAAACAUGGCCCAGAAGAUCAGGGAGGCUGCGGAGACCAUGCUGGAGCACCCGGAGGAAUACUUGCCUCCCUGGAAUCCUGUAGAGUUCAGCGCUCGCUGGAACGAGAUCUACGGAAACAAUCUGGGCGUGCUGGCCAUGUUCUGCCUGCUGUACCCACACAGAGCUGGGGCCCUGGACCUGACCAAAGACUACAUGGAGAGGAUGGCGUCCCAGCCUAGUUGGUUGGUGAAAGAUGCCCCCUGGGAUGAGGUUCCGUUGGCCCAUUCUUUGGUUGGGUUUGCCACAGCUUAUGACUUCCUGUAUGAAUACUUGAACAAAGACCAACAGGAGCGUUUCCUGCAGGUGAUCGGUAACACUUCCCGCCUGAUGUAUGAGAAGUCCUACAUCCGAGGAUGGGGCUUCCAGUACCUGCACAACCAUCAGCCCACCAACUGUGUAGCCUUGCUCACAGGAAGUCUGAUUUACAUGACUCAAGGUUACCUCCAGGAGGCCUACCUGUGGACCAAGCAGGUGCUGUCCAUCAUGGAGAAAUCCAUUGUCCUUCUACAGGAUGUGACGGAUGGCUCGUUGUAUGAGGGUGUGGCCUAUGGGACCUACACCACCCGCUCCCUGUUCCAGUACAUGUUCCUGGUGCAGCGACACUUCUCCAUCGGACACUUCGCCCACUCCUGGCUGCUCCAUCACUUCUCCUUCCUGUACAGAACCAUCCUGCCUGGAUUUCAGAAGACUGUAGCCAUUGCAGACUCCAACUACAACUGGUUCUAUGGACCUGAGAGCCAGCUGGUCUUCUUGGACCGCUAUGUGUUGCGAAACGGCAGUGGGAACUGGCUGGCAGCUCAGAUUCAUCAGAACAGAGUUACAGAAGGGCCGGGACAGGCUGGCAAAGGCCAGAGAUGGUGCACUCUGCACACAGAGUUUAUCUGGUAUGACCCAGGAUUGAUGCCCAAACCCCCACCAGAUUUCGGGACUUCUCAGCUUCACCACUUUGAGGACUGGGGUGUGGUCACUUAUGGUAGUGCUUUGCCUGCAGACACUAACAACUCCUUUCUGUCCUUCAAGUCUGGCAAACUGGGGGGACGUGCCAUCUUUGAUACAGUUCACAAGAGUAAGUACAAAGAGUGGAUCAAAGGCUGGAGGAACUUUAAUGCUGGUCAUGAGCACCCUGAUCAGAACACGUUCACCUUUGCACCCAACGGUGUCCCGUUCAUCACAGAGGCGCUGUACGGACCCAAGUACACUUUGUUGAACAACGCAGUGCUGUUUGGUGCUGCCCUCCCAGGGAGCUGCUUUGAGCCAUGGGUUGGACAGGUCACAGAGGCCUGCGACUCCAAGUGGCUGAAGUACAAAGUGGGUCUUGCUGCAGAUGCUCAGGGCCAAAUAGAAGCUGCUCUGAAGAGAGACAAUAUGGUAUUCAUUCGAGGUGAGGCACAUUCUGCUUAUAAUCCGGCACUGAAGAUCAGGAACUUCCAGAGGAACCUACUCCUUCUUCACCCACAGCUCCUGGUUCUGGUGGACCACAUCCAUCUGGAUUCGGACAGCCCUGCCAGGGCCAUGAGUGCCUUCUUUCACAACACAGAGUUGCCAUUCCAAAGCACAAAGGUAGAUGGUGUUUAUGGGGCGUUUGCAACUCAUAGGGGAGAUAAAUAUAAGAUGUUCUGGAUGGACGACACAAACUCCAGCAAUAAAGGGAGGGUGGGUUACUGGACUUACCCUCGAGGAUACGCCUACAAUGGCUCUAACUAUGUGAAUGUCACAAUGCCACUGAGGUACCCUCACACAAGGGUGGCCUACAUUUUGUUUGGACCAGACAUAGAUGUACAGAGCUUCAGCUUACGUGGGGACGAUCAGAGGGUGGAUGUUUACCUUGCCACCAAGGACCACACCUACACCAUCUACCUGCUGACCGGAGAAGUCCCCAGCAAGCCUUUGUUUGCUAUGGUGCUGCUGGACCACAAGAAGAUUGUGUUUGAGAGGGCAGCUGCUGUGGUGGAAAGAUCACCCGAGGAGGUAGAAGAAUAUGUCAAUGUGAUGGAGGACAAUCUCCAGCAUGUGAAGCCUGUGUUCCAGCAGAUGGAGAGGCACAUCCUGGGACGGGUCCUCAACACUGCCACCUUUCGUAAGACUGCAGAACGUCUCCUCCAGUUUUCGGACAAAAAGAAGACAGAGGAGGUCAUUGAGAAAAUGUUUGCUAUGUCUAAGAAACAGAACAAGGGUAAAGGAGGGAAGAGGAUGAACCUCAGAGAGAAGCUUUCUGAAAGUCUGCCUGACAUUUUUGCACAGAUUGAGUUAAAUGAGAAGAAGGAGAGACAGAGGACAUCAAAGCAGACAUAUGAGGACAGUCCAGAGGAAGGAGAUGCAGAUUCACAAGCCUUUGUGGAUUAUACAGAUAGUCACAAGAACCGGAAGGGAGCUUUUAUCAAGGGCCGCAGAUUUAAGGAAGUUCACAUGGUGGCCACAGCGAGGAGUGAAAGGGUCUCCACUACGGCUUCCUACAUCAGACUGUUCCUUCUCUUGAACACUGCCGCAUUCUUCUUACUGCUGGCUAUGCUGCUCACUCGCUUUCAGAGAAGUCCAAGUUUGCACACUCAGAGAUGUUUCUACAGCAUCCUUCUCAUUGAUUGUUUCAUCCUGCUGUUCCUCUACUCCUCCUGCUCCCACACACAGUGCUGACACCACCUCACAUGGCCUUGAUACUCCGUCACAAAACUCUGGUGCUUGCAGGUGUGACGUUCAGCCUCCAUGACUCUGUCACCUCAUCAGUCCUUAACUUCUCUGUGUGCUGUACAUUUAAGUGUAUAUCUAUUAAAGCUAUUUUUAUAUAACUGUGAAUAAAAUGA